Cadophora gregata is the source of this 930-nucleotide messenger RNA. RefSeq lists its product as uncharacterized. Lineage: Eukaryota; Fungi; Ascomycota; Leotiomycetes; Helotiales; Ploettnerulaceae. The transcript is spliced from 2 exons. Bases 1 to 930 code for a protein of 309 amino acids. The record is from RefSeq and is a predicted model, not a curated record.
AUGAAGCCCACCAAAUCCCUCUCCCUCGCCUAUACCCUCUCCAACCUCUCAUACCAAGCAUCUGCUCAACCCUCUAGCAUGCUCCAAACAAUAAACGGCAUCCUCUCCCCCGGCCGCGGCAACACGCCCGCAGCCCAAGAAGUCUUCUCCUCAGCGGGUCGAAAUCCCGUCGUAAGCAGCUCCGUCUCCUUCAAUCGUACGGACUUCAACAGUCUUCAAGACUGGACCUGGAGGAUCAAUAUCACGGAUGUUCGUCUCACCAAUGAUUUCAACGAUUUAGGCGAGCCUUCCGCGAACGCUUCUGAGAAUGUGCAUGUGGUGAACUCUCAGUAUGAGUUGCUAUGGCCUGGGGCAACGGAGAGUGAGAAUGGGACUUUAGAAAGUUAUCUGAGGAGCAUUAACUCGAGUCUGUUGAUGACCGCGGUGGAGAUUGUGUUGCCGGAGAAGUUGACGGAGAAAUAUGAGACUGGGAUGAAUGGAUCCUGUGCAGAUGUUUUGGGGAGUCAGUGUACGCAGUCGUUGAUGGAGGCGGCGGCUACGAUGGAGCAAGGGUUCGCGAUGGAGGGUUUAGCGGGAUGUGGAGAUAGUAUCGGUAAGGGGGUAGGGAUUGGAGGAAUUGGUUAUGAAAUGUCUCCUGACAGCAACUCCACGACACGGCAAGGAGAUACGUUGUAUUAUCGUACAUCAGCGGCAUUCACUGGCGGCAACGAGACUUUGCUGAAUCAAGCAAAGAGUGCAGUCAAUAUACUGGUGUUGGAUAUCCAAGCCGAACCUCGCUCGGAAGGAACUGGCAGUCCUGGUGCUCCUUCUGUGCUGUGUCAAGUCGUUGAUAAAAGUGCGACUACAUCCGCGGCUGCUGGCUGGGGCCAGAAUCUAGCAAGGUGGACCUUAGGUGUUGUCGUUGCGACUACUAUUGCUUUGGUCCUAUGA